Molecule: messenger RNA, 21374 nt
Organism: Eupeodes corollae
Lineage: Eukaryota; Metazoa; Arthropoda; Insecta; Diptera; Syrphidae
Gene: spen
Product: protein split ends
Exons: 17
Coding region: 1779-19226 (5815 amino acids)
Biological process (GO): clathrin coat disassembly; clathrin-dependent endocytosis; regulation of transcription by RNA polymerase II
Cellular component (GO): nucleus; cytoplasm; vesicle
Molecular function (GO): mRNA binding; clathrin binding
Source: RefSeq, a predicted model, not a curated record
AACAUUUUCUCAGUUACUGAGUAAAUCGCGAUGAGUGUGCAUCGUCAGUGUUACGCGUUUUCUUACGGUAACCGUUGUAUAUAACAAAAAAAAUUAAUAAAAAUAAUUAUAUACAUACAUUGAGAUAUACUCGCAAGUAAUUGCUGAACAGUUUAAAAAUAAAUAAUAUAUAAAUAAAUAAAAACAAUUUACAACAAAACAAAAAAUUCAAAUCAAUUUUAAUUCAAAGGUUUAAACAAUAAUCUGCAGAGUGUGUGAAAAUAAAGUGAAGAGAGAUUUGUGAAAAAAGAAGCAAAAAUAAAAAUCAAAAAGAAAAAAGUUUUAACCGCGCUAAUUUAACAACAACAAAGUUUAAAGAAAGCAGUGCAGUAGUUUAUUUUUCUGUCUAAAGAAAGCCCGCGAAUUUGUCCCCCCCAUUUUUCGAUUAAUUUUUUUUAUUUUUUAAUUAAUCAUUUUUUCUUUGCUUUGAAAAUUAAAAAAAAAAUUGUGUCUUUCAUUUGAAGUAAAAGAAAAUUGUUUUUCUCUCUCUCUUCCUCUCGAUGAUUACGUUUGUGUGAAUUUAAUUUUUGUUUUUUUUUUUGAAAAAAAAAGAAAAAUCUUCAUAAAUAAAAAUAAGAAAAUUACAAAACAAAGAAAGAAUUAUUCACGUGUGAUCGCGGCGAACAUGAGGAAUAAAAGGAAACUUUUGCUAGGAUGAAAUUAUGGGGUUCAAUUAAUUUUUUCGUAAAUGAUAUGAAAACGCACUAAUUUCUUCGGUUAAAGAUGUAUUACUAAUUCGAUUCACAUGUUAAUGACAAGAAGUUAAAAAAAAAAAAACUGAUCUUCAAAGUAAAGAUCGUGUCGAAAUAUAAGUGUCGCGCUAUGCGUUCGCGGGGCUCAUAAGCUCAAAAAGUGAGCUCGUGUAUUAAAAUAACGCGUUCUAAUAGAGCCUUAUCAAGUACCUCUGCGUUCUGAGCUCUAUCGCGCGAAAUUUAAGUAUAAUAUUGUUGAAAACUUUCUAGACUCAACGAAAGAAAGCAAAAAAAGUUCGCGGAAUUCGUAUCCUUCAAGAUCCAACGUAAAAUUCGAGUUCAAUUCGAUUUUUUUUUUAAGUUGUUGUGUUCGUUCGAUUUGGUCCGCGCGCUCCCCUUUCGAUGAUUACCUAUACAUAUAUGUAAAUAGGUGAAUUAAAAGAAAAGUAUAAUUUCUAACAAUAUAAUUCUCGGGCAAAAAUAAAAUUAAUGAUAUUUCCUCCCUCAAAAUAUAUAUGUAUUAUAAAGAAGUGAGUGAAAAGUGAAGAAAAGAAGAAUAAAAAUCUAAAAUUUAAAUUUAAAAAAAAAUAAUUGUGUAAAGAAGUGUCUGAAAUCUUUUUUAAAUCCAUGAAAAAAUUACACAUUUUGUGAAAAUUUCCUUAAAAAAUCCUUUUAAGGAUAUACCAACCUACCUAACCUAAAAAAAGUCGUUUAAACCCCUCUUCAAUUUAUGGAUAUAAAUGAUUGACUAUAAAAAUAAGCAAUCACAUUUAAUACAACAAUUUUUAAAAAAAUAAAUGAAUUAAAUUAAAAAAAAAAAUAUAAAUAUAAUAUCGACACUUUACGCACGAGUUUUCUUUUGGGAGGAGGUCGCCCAUUAGAAUCGCCUCCAUGAAGAACAUAAAGCAAAAUGGUACGAGAGACUCGAAACCUUUGGGUUGGACAUUUACCCGAUACAGCACGUGAGGAUAGGAUACGAGAUCAUUUUAAACGGUACGUGUGCUUUUUGGAUUACAAAUGCGUAGUAAUAGUGCAUAACCAAAAAUAAUGAUGUCCACAGAAGACGUAUCACCACCGAAUUUCGAACAGCGUAGCAGUAGCUACUAUGAACGCAGUUCGAGAUUAGUUACUGAUACAGAACAAUAUAUUAGACGACCAAAUGUUAAUUAUCAUUCUUCGUCUGGUGAUAGCCGGGGGCGUACUAGGGAUAGACUGUACAGAAACGGUCCAUAUAGUUCGAUAAUCGAUAGACCGUCACCCUCAUCAGUGGGCCACCAUAGAGUGCCGUCAUGGUACGACACAAGUCCAGGAGGCAACAACGGUGGAAACAAUGGAAGCAGCAGCAGCAACAGCGGCGUCAACAGUUUACCAAAUCAAACUUGUGCGCCAAGCUCUGCGACAAUAUUGUCAACCGCCAACGCCACCGGUUCCUCAUCAUCUCAAUCACCCGCCGCUUCAAGAACUGUCUACGGGAACGUGGCCAGUGCUGUUGUUCAACCAGAUACAAAUAGUAAUAGCAGCAAUAGCAGUAUAGGUGGAAUAGGAGUUGGAGGUGGUGCUACUAAUAGCUACAACAAUGAUUUACAAAUCUUAAAGAGUAAAAGUAAAAAAUCCCGUUGUGGUUCUGAGUCGCCAUGCAGCGGUAGUAUACAUAAUUUAACAUCCGCGGUAGCAGCAGUUGUUGUUGCAGCAGCUUCAGCGGGCGUCAAUAGUAGCGCAAGUAGUAGUAGUAGUUGUAAUAGUGGUAGUACAAUCAUCGCUGCCCCAAGCAGCAGCACUAGUAAUAAUAAUAAUAAUACAAGUAGUAGUGGCGGUGUUUUAAACAUUGGCCAUAUCCCCUCCUCCUCCUCUACGUCGUCGUCUGCGUUUGGCAACAGCAACAAUAACGCAGCAACAACAACAACACCAACAACAAACAGUAGUCAUAGUUGUCACCUGAUAGAUCGGGGGAACAGCAGUGGGAGCAGCAAUCACAGCCAGCAUAAUCACGAUGGCGGCAGUACGGCGUCAAGUAGAUCGCAUUCGCGAAGUCCAAGCAGCUAUAGUUCGACGCAUAGUUCGUCGUCUAAUUCGCAUGCAUCCAGUCCGGUGUCCGGCAGUGAGCAACCUCCAAGCCGUACGAGAAAUCUUCAAUCGGCUGUGUCAGCUCCUGGCCAAAGUAAACGUAACAGCACGGCUACCUCAUCAUCGUCAACAUCCAGCGGUGGCAGUGGUGGAGGCAGUGGCAAUCCUGUUGUGCAUUCCGAAGAUAACCGGCCGCUGGCAAUACGUGUUCGAAAUUUACCGGCCCGUUCCUCGGAUACAUCCCUUAAGGAUGGUCUCUUCCAUGAGUACAAAAAGCAUGGCAAAGUAACGUGGGUAAAGGUGGUCGGUCAAAACUCAGAGCGUUAUGCGUUAGUUUGUUUCAAGAAACCCGACGAUGUGGACAAGGCUCUCGAAGUGUCACACGACAAAUUGUUUUUCGGUUGUAAAAUCGAAGUUGAACCCUAUCAGGGCUACGAUGUGGACGACAAUGAGUUUCGACCGUACGAAGCCGAACUGGAUGAAUACCAUCCAAAAUCUACGCGCACCCUAUUCAUUGGUAACCUCGAGAAGGACAUAACAGCAAGCGAACUGCGGGCUCAGUUCGAUUGUUUUGGGGAAAUCAUAGAAAUCGACAUCAAGAAGCAGGGAAUGAAUGCAUACGCUUUCUGUCAGUAUUCCAACAUUCUGUCUGUGGUUAGGGCAAUGCGUAAAAUGGACGGAGAACAUCUGGGCAAUAAUCGGAUUAAGUUGGGGUUCGGCAAAUCAAUGCCAACAAAUUGUGUGUGGAUCGAUGGCAUAGCGGAUAAUGUGAGCGAAAGCCACCUGAUGGGUCAGUUCUCGCGAUAUGGAUCCGUUUCGAAAGUGAUCAUCAAUCGAGUGAGCCAAUUGGCGCUCGUCAUGUUCGAUCAGAUUCAAUAUGCGCAAACGGCUGUGAAAGAAAUGCGCGGCACAACGAUGCGAGGUCGCAAACUGCAGGUGGAUUUUGCUUCAAGAGAAUGCCAAGAGGCAUUCUAUGAGAAACUAGAAAAACCAACAGCAGCUGGAAGUCGUUUUAAUCGAUACGAUUCACAAUCGUCAAGAUCACGAGCGUCUUCCUUUAGUCGGCAUCAAAAUUCCAGUGGGAACUGUUCGCCAAACAAUCUAUCAGCAGUUCUAUCGGCGAAUGCGUGUGGUUCCUUGGGUAGCAAUAGUCUGCAAUCUGUUGUUGGCUCUUCAUCGCUGCCAAUAGCGGGCAUUGGAAGCGUUGCUGUCUUAGGUGGUGCAUCAUCAUCAAGCAGCGGCCUAGCCACUUCUGGUGUGAUCACGUCCGUAGGAGUUUUGCCAGCAGUUGCAUCUGGUGUACUUCCAGCUGCAGGCAGCACAACACCGCGAGGCGCACGAUCCAGGAGCUCCCGCCACAAUACCGGUGAUUAUGAGUACUUGUCGGAGCGUAGAUUUCGCAGUUACGACGAAUAUAGCCAAGGAUCGACGGCGUCUCAUGACGAGGAUGCGAUACCGGCGGGUCAACACUGCAGUGGCGGAUAUCCCCAGCGGUCAGACUCGCCUUUGUCGCGAUUGUGUGGCGCGAGCAGUGGUGGUGUUGUUGGUAGUUCUGGCCUCAGCAGUGCUCUUAGUUCUGCUGCUGGAAUUACAGGCAUCAACAACACAAUCGAUACGUUUGAUAUUAGUAAUCCUAAUAAUGGACGACGUCGUUGCGACAAAAGUCCUGGAAAGCAAAAAGGUGAUAUACGAAAUUUACAAAAGGAACGUUCCCAUCUGCUGGAACAACUAGAAGAAUGCCCGUCCAGUGGUGAUGAGUUAGUUAGUCCUAAGAAACGUAUGAAGUUCGAUCAUUCAUCGUCCUUGCAUCACCACAAUCAUCAUCACACAUUAGCCGGAUUGCCGCAGUCGCAUUCAAUUGAUGGUAGCAGCAGCAUCAGUAACAACAAUAGUAAUAGUGUACAACCACCGGCCUUAAUCGGUGAUUCCAACUGUGAUGUUUUAAGCACUGAUACAAAUAGUUCAGCAGCAGUAAUGCAGCAGCAGCAGCAACAACAACAACAGCAACAACAACAACACGCGCAUACGCAUACGCAUUCGCAACCGCAUCCGCAUCCUCACCGGAAAACCAGCAUGUGUGGAGGCGUUGAAGUUAGACGAUUAUCAGAAUGCAAUAGUCUUAAGUAUGGUUCACAACAACAACCACCUCCUCCAUUGCUACACCAUAACCACCAUCAACAGCUGCAGCAACAGCUAUCAAAUAGUAGUAGCAGUAGUAGCCGACGACCGUCCAUUGAAAUAUCCUCGUUGGCUGCAACUGCGCGUUCUGGCAGUAGCAGCGAUCAUACCCACACGCAAAAUUCAACACUAAAUUCGUCAGCGACUUCAGCGACAUCAGGUCUAACAAUGAAUUCAUCGGUAGCCUGCAAGAGGCGAAGAGUUGUCGGGAGUAGUAGUAGCCUUAUGGCGGGUGGUGUACUUGGUGGAGCGCAAUCUUCUUCUUCUUCCACAGCGGCAAGUGGAGGAGCACCAGGUUCAUCAUCAUCAACAACAACAACAAACACGCUUAACGAUGCUAACCACGAAUACCACACUUCAAGAGGUCGCGGUCAUCAAUUACAUUCCCAUCACUCGCAUGAAGCGUCCGGUGGUGAAAGUGCGGACGGCUCACGGCCUGGUACUCCAUUGUGCGAUGAGCGACCCGAAAUUCCAGUACCCAGUGAACCGCGAAGAAUACCACGCGAUCGGCCGCACGAGCCGAUGAUUUUACCGCUGCCAAAGUUUGGCAUCCCAUUUUUUCAACAGUAUCGAAUGGCCGCCACCAAUCAAAUGUACGCUUCCUCAACGUCCUCUAUUGCGGGAGCUCUAUCGUCAUCAGCAUCAGGAUCAUCAUCAUCAGCGUUAGCGUUAGGUGCGACGACAGCAGCGGCAAAUCAUAGUAAUAGUAAUCCUAGUAAUAGUUUAAUAAAUUCAAGUUCUUCUUCUUCUUCUGCAAAUUCGGGGCCGGCGUUACUGUCAAACAGUAGCUGCGGCCAUCAUUCUAGUCUUAGUAGUACGCUGUCGAGUCCGCCUGCUUCGAUGCUAUUGGGUGUGCCUAGAUUAUCCAGUUCAGCAUCUUUGUCGUCGGCGGUGCAUCAUCAUCCGCACCAUCAUCAUCAUCACCACCAUCACCAUCAGCAGCAUAACAAUGCAAGCAGCGGCAUCGGUGGCGGUGUUGGUGGUAAUUCGCAUCAUCUGUCCUCCCAAAUGCUUCAUCAACCAGACUCCUCUCUGGCUAACUCCCUGCGUUCACGUUCACUCAGUACAAAUUCGAGUGAUUCAGAUGCGGGAGCGCGACGCAGUUCGAGUCCAACGCUUGAAGAACGCAUCAAAUCACUUGACGAAUUAUAUGAAAAAUGGAAUGGAGGUGGAAGUAGUCUAACUUCACGACUAAACCAACUGACAGCAUCGACAACGCCGUCCUCAGCGUCCUCUGUAGAUAGUUCGUCCCACCCGCUGCAACACGCCCCUUUCCCGCACUAUCAACACCCGAGCACUGCUGCCAGCAGCAACAGUUCAUCAUUCACACCAACGCGACACAAACUCUUCGAUUUGGAUGUGAAGGAGAUGAAGCCAUCGGACAUAGUGAAAUCGGUUCUGGCGAAAAAAUCCAUCUUCGACGAUGACCUGCAGCGACUGAAGAACAUCAACGAGAAAUACGAACCAGCUGAUGUUUCUCAUUUGUCAAAGACGGUUCUUGCGGCAUCGAUAGCGCCAGCGCUUCCUAAUUUGGCCGCAACCAAAGCACCUAUCGUGGGAUGUGUGUCGCUUAACAAGACAAUACCAAUAGUGACACCACAAAGCGUAACAGCAACAUCUGCGGCAGUGCUACAACGGCUAAGCAAUUCGUCACCGAUGAACAGUCCACAGGGUUCGAUGUCGCCUUAUAAUAGCCCAUCGCAAUCCCCUGUAGUGAGCGGGAGUGCGGCUCCAAAUGGAAGUAAAGUAAUGCCGUCGAUUGAUUCGAAGUCAGCUGCUGUUAUAACGCCGCAGCCUGCGAAAGGGUUGCAGUAUCCAUUUCCCAGCCACCCACCGUUGGUUUGUCCUGCUAGUGGCGCAUCGCCCAAUAGCUCAGAACACAGUAAUAGUAGCAAGCAGGAUUCAACUCCAGCUCCAGCUGUUGGAGCAGCAGCUGUAGGAGUUACAACACAACCAUCAACAAAACCAAAGACUAAUUCUAUAACAAAAAGCUUAAGUUUGCCUGGCGAUAAGAUGUCUUCCGUCCCAGUGGCGACAGUGGUAGCUACAGCGACGCUAGUGAAUACGUCAACGCCCACGGUGACCCAUUCAGUAGCACAGCCUUCAAGGGUUCUUGUUAAAUCCGCCUCGGUUCCAGGCAGCACAAACAUUGGUACAAUUAAAACAACAACCACAACCGGUAGCAGUUCCUCCCACUCGACUACGUCAUCUUCCAUUCAAAAGCAACAUCAGCAUCAUAACCAUGCCGUUGAUGAAGAGAUGGUGACAGCAGCAGCAGCGGCGGCGUCGACGACGACAGCUUCGGCGAACACGACGGCAACACCAACGCCAAAGGUUAAACACUCUACAUCGACAUCAUCGAGUAGUAGCAGAAAAGGCUGUGACAAAAGCGAAAGAAGCUACAAACAUAACCAUCGCAGUGACUCGACAAACAGUGAAAAGAAAUCCUCGUCGACAAAGAACGAUAAAGUGAAAAGCGAAUCGUCAACGGAACGAAGAAAACAUUCUGUUUCGUCUGUAACGUCAGUAACGGCAGAAGAAUCGGCACCUGCUCAAUCUGCGACAAUUUCUGAAAGCGAAAAAGUUUUCGACCAGAAACACCAGCAACACGAUGAGAAAGAUAAAGAAAAGGAUAAGGAACAACGCCAGGAGCGUGAGAGACUAGAGAAAGAAAGAGAAAAAGAAAAGCAACAACAGAAGGAAAAAGAGCGGCGAGAAAAAGAGCUCAAAAAGCAAAGAGAGCGGGAAGAGAAAGAGCGUGAAGAAAGAGAACGAAAGGAGCGUGAAGAGCAACAGCAACGUGAACGUGAGCGAGAACGUGAACGUGAGCGAGAGCGUGAACGUGAGCGAGAACGUGAACGAGAACGUGAGCGAGAACGUGAGCGCGAAGAAAAAGAAAAAGAGCGCAAGGAAAGAGAACGACGUGAUCGUGAAGAAGCUGAACGCAAAGAAAAGGAGCGGGAAGAACGUGAACGACGCGAAAAACAGGAACGUGAACAGAAAGAGCAAGAAGAGAAAGAGCGGAGAGAACGCGAACGUCGUGAAGAACAACACGAACGCAUGUAUCGUGAACAACAACAAAAGCGCCAAGAACAAGAACGGCGUGAGCGAGAACAGCAACAACAACCGCAACUGCAACCAGCCCUACCUCUUGAGCCACCCAAAGACGUUCCAACGCCAGCACCCCCUCCGAACGAAUGCAAUGAAAAGGAGAACCGCCAAAAUCACGUCCGUGCCGAUGGGAGCGAUCUCACAAGCAGCGCAGACACCCUCGAUUUUGAAAAACGAUUCUUUCGCCACAUGCAGCACUUCGAAGACAAACACAACAAAGAGAACAGCGGAGAUGACAUACUCUUGCCGUCUUCUGAUGGCCAAAAGAAUCGUAGUCGCAAAUCUUCGCGAAAUUCUCCCAUUCGUUUGCCAAAGCGUCGCCUUAGCUCGCAAGAUAGCAUGGACACAACUGAAGAUCCAGCGAAACGUGUUCGCAUCACUUCUUCUACUGAGACUUCCGCAAACCUGAUGAACAAUCACAAAAUCAGCGACCGCAGAGACUCGAAGGAUCCCAAUUCCAAAAAGCACCACAAGUCAUCCUCGUCUUCCCACAAGAACUCCAAUGAUGAGAAGCUGCAGUUGCAGCUUAAUGAUGCAACAUCUGCUGAGCACAGAUAUCGGAAAGAUUCUGGAUUCGAAGAGAAGAAGUUCAAAAAGAGUGAUCCGGGUGCCUUCUCAAUGCUGAUGCAACGUUUUAAGAAGCACAAUAAUAAGGACGAGAAAGAUGUCGUUACAAACAACGUCAGUGAGAAACACGAAGAGCAUCAAUUUGGUGGCAAUAGUCAACCCGAAGAGUUGGAGAAUGUGGCGCCUAAGACUCCCCAACACACGGGCGCAGCCUCUUCGGAUGAUGAGGAACGUCAACGGCAACAGUCGCAACACCAUCAUCAUCACCACCAGCGACACAAGAGCAAGCGUGAACACAGAGAAAAGAAACGUCACAGCAUUGGAGACUUUGAAGACCGCGAAAAGAAAGAUCAAUGCGAAUCAUCAACCCGCCACCUCGACCGAAAGUCUUCCCGCUCUGAUGAGGGCUCACACUCUCAUCAUCGCCACCAACAGCACCAUCCGCCAAAGCCAUCAUCGUCAUGUGGCAGUAAUAGUGGAGGAGAAAAGUCAUCCUCACAUCGCAACAAAUCGACCCCAACAAGCCGCCUCAUGCUGAGCGAUUCCAACGACUCAGAUUCGGAUGCACAGACGUCCAAAAAGCAUUCCAUAUUCGAUAUCCCCGACGAAGGACCCUACGUUUCUAUGUACGACAAAGUGAAAGCUCGUUCUUGCAAAAACAUGCAGAAGCAAGAAGAGGAGAAGAAAAUCAAAGCUAAAUUCUCCCAACUGAAGCAGUGUCGAGCGAAGCGAGAGGAAAAGAAGCGUUCCACGUCCUACGAUGGAGAUUCCGACUCUGACUUUGAAGAUCGCCAACAGCGCUAUCGCAGUGGCUACAAGUUAAACCGCUGUGGUGGCUUCAUAAGCUCCUCCGACGAAAGCGUAAUCAUUCAACGGCGAAUCAGUGCAACUGGCUGCAACAACAUAUCCGAUGACUCAGAUUCAGACACUCGUCGCAUGAGCUUCAAUCGCAAACGCCUCAACGAACUCUGCGAUGCUGAUGAUAGUUCCGAAACGGGCAUCUACAUCCGAAAAAACUCAUCUUCCUGCAAGAAGAUCUCAUCGAAGCGAAACUCGCGGUCCACCCGCAUAGAAUCAGAUUCAUCCGAUAUGGAUGUGGAGCCGCCAACUCAGACCUCCUCUGUGAAACUAGAAAACAUCGAUACCGAAGAUGUCGUUGAACAUAAAUUCAAGCCUGAAAUCAAGACUGAACAUUCCGAAGACGAACAUGUUCAGACUUUAGUGAAGACAGAAAAAAUCAAAUCCGAAGUUGAAGAUGCCGAAGACGAUGAAGAACAACCAAAUGUUCUUGCUCCUCCACCAGUGUCUAUGGUAUGUGAGAUUAAGAAGGAAAGCAAAGACUUCUUCGAAAUGAUCACAGAAUCCGACAACAACAACGUUCACUCCGAAAGUGCUCUCGAAAGCAAAGAAUCCAUAUUCGAUUCGCACUACUCGCCCGAAGGCAGGAGAAGACACAAGAAGAGCAAAAAACGACAGAAGACCCCUCUUCCAUUGGAUAGUGACACAAAUGUGUCGGAGAAAUUGGAAAAAGUUGAGACAACUGAAAAGUUCGAGGCUAAUUGCUCAGCACCCAAGAUGGAUCUCUUUGAUAAACUAAAAGAGGAAACCCUCGUUACGACGGCAGCCCCAGUUCUGGCAGCGCAAGUCCAAGUCAACAAUAUCGCCAAUCCCCCAACAACACCAACAACAAUUCUAAGCGAGAAGAAGCGGCAUAAAGAUCGCAAAGAUAAGAAACGAGAGAAGUUUCGCAGUGUUGAUUUCGACAAGUCGACCCUAUCCAAAGAGGAGCGACAUCGGCUCAAGAAGUCUAAGAAAUCCAAGAGUACCGACCUUACACGUUACACUCCUUCGUCUGCUGCUAACACAACACCCUCCAUCAAUACAGUUUCAUCGCAAAAUCAAAAGAAAACUGAAGAAAAAAUGGAGUACAUCUUUGGGCCGAUAUCGGACGGGGAAGAAUCCCAGCUGUCUGGCAGUGAACCGAUUGUCCACACGAAAGCCGAAUGUGGUCCUGUGGUGUCUGCUGCAAUAAAUCCCUACAAAACUGAACCUCUCACACCCAAAUCACACACGGUGGAGGAGAAUGAAGAAAACAAGCAGAAGACGUUGAGUACAUCGCACGUGGAGCGUGAACGACACCGCAAAGAGAAACGAGAGAAGAAACGCAAAGAGCGAGAGAAGUCUCGCGAGCAACACGCUCUGGCAGCUCUCCAAACCUCGGUGUCCGCACAUACCACAGCAAAAGUGGAAGAUGAUAAUAGUGUGGACUUGGACGAAGCCGGUCGAGCGCUCGAAGCCCAACUAAUGGAAGAUUCUGAUAAUAAAAUGACUGAUGAGACGACGCCUUCAACUGCAGCGACAUAUCGAAGCGAUAUGACAGACGUCUUUCGGUUUUCCGAUGGUGACGAAAACAGUAUGGAGGUUAUUCCGCCUCAGCCGGCGACGGGAACGGGAACAACGGAAAAGAAAGACAUUUCUCACCAGCCGCAACAACCCCAACAUCAGGAUCACCACAAAAACAAAGAGAAGAAGAAGAAAAAGAAGCGCUCCAAGGAGGAACGUCAUCAUCAGCGAAGAGAACAUCACCAUAACCAACAAUCACAGCAGCAGCAGCAAAUGGACGAGGAAGCAAUUAUGUCACCUCCUCCAUUGUGCUCGAGCAAGCUGUCAAUUGACAUUGAGGAUGAGCUCAAAGAUCCUGCUCCGAUUUGUAAGCCCUCCCCAAGCCUGCCAUGUCUCUUUGAUGAUGAUGUGCCGACCAACACUAAUGCUAACACAAACAUUGCGAAGACAUCGGCAGAUAUGCUCCUGAGGUCUCCAAUCAGAGAAAAGACUUUGAUCAGUCCUAUUCCGAAGACUCCAACCCUAAUAUCGUCUGCAGUCACACCGCCGACAGCUGUUCUCACUACGACAACACCUCCUUCGUCUAAGGUCGGCGCGUCGAUGGCGAUGACCAAACCGACCAUGUCGCCAGUGAUUGAAUCAAAGAAGAAGCCUGAGAACUUCAUUCCUGGCUUCGAUGGUGAACUUGACGAGAAAAUCAGCGAGUCAGCAGUGCAGUCGAUUUCGGCUGACUUCACUGCGUCAGCAAUUGAUUCAAUUGUCGAUGUAGAACCAAAGAUUCCAGUGCAAAGUCCACCAGACGCUUCCAAACAUCUCGAGAAAAUAGAAGAAAAGUCACGAGUUGUUAUUUCCCAGGAAGAAACCGAAGAUGCAGUAGCUGCUCUUCUUGGUGAGAGUUUCGGCAACUCCAGCACCGUUGACUACUCGCUCACUGAUGAUCCUUGUGAUUUACAAUCGACAGCAAUUGAUGAGGUGGUAUCGGAGACAGUCGAAGAAGAGCAAUCGGCUGCAGUGAUUCCUGAGGAAGACGCUGAAGAAAUGUUGAAAGCGGUUCAAUCUCUUAGCAAUGAAGACAUCGACAUAAAGGCAGACACUCCACAGUCAGAACAAGAUUUGCAAAUCGACACCGACACUGAAGAGUCACCCGAAGAUGAAAGACCCAAGACACCAGAUGUAGACUUCGAUCGGUUGAAGGGUAAGAAGUCUGAACCAGAGAUCUCCAGUAAAGAGUCCAAAGAAGCUAAGAAAACAUCGUCUGAAGCCACAACUUCAUCGGUAAUAACCAAAGUGACAGAUUCCACUAAGGAUGAAGAAAAGAAACCAUCACCGGAGCUUCUGAAGAAACCUCUUCCGCCUAAAAUCGAACCACCGACAAUUACGAAAGAUCAGCCGGCCGUACAACCAGUGCAAACUAUCCUUCAGCCUCCGCAGCAACAGACCUCGCCGAUUAAGAUCGAAAAUACAUCGCUACAAAUACAACCUCUGAAGACGAAUGCCAACACAGCAGUGGCACCUCAAUCACCAAAAACUCCUGCAUCUUCAAGUCAAUCGGUGUUGAUAGCUCGACCGCAAUUCACCAUUCAACCGCCAUCAAUCAGUAUUCCCGAUUCGCAGCCAACACACUUCGUGCAUCCCGCCAUAAAUGUUGUCGUUUCCCCGAGAUCCACAACCGAUCACAAGAUGCAUUCGCCUCGGGCCCAACAACAACCGCCUUCGCCAUCUAUCAGCGGCGUUCGUGUGCCAUCUCCGCAUAGUCCAAAUGUUCAGCAGCGUGGUGCUUCCAAUAUUCGUCAGCAGUUGAGUCCGGUAACGUCGCCGACGCCACCUCAGCCCCAAGUGAUCCUUCAGCAGAGGCAGUUAAUGUCACCGCCCUGCACUGCUCCACCACAAACCAGUAGUCCGGGUUCCAUGGCGGCUGGACUUAAUCGAAUGACAGUUACUUCAGUGGCAUCUGUGCUAUCUCCAGCAACCAAGGCCAGUGUUCAUCCAGUGGUGGUUCCAAAUGUAAUCAAUGCCACCAGCAACAUGAACGUCCUAACUACCACAGAAAAGCCCGAGAACAAAGACAGCAAACACUUGAAGAAUCAUCAAGCAUCGCCUAUGAAGACGAAUACUUUCGAACAACACAUGAUUCAACAGCAAAGCUCCUCGCCAGUGGCAAAUAAAGCAGGUCAACCUGGUCAAAAUGCUUAUGGUAAUUCGCCACAGCAACAGGCCUCGCUAUCACCACUUCGGAGGUCACCGCAUGUCAUGCAGUUAUCUAAGCACACCCAGCAAAUCAUGCACCAGCAUAUGCUUCACAUGAUAGACGCUCAACAGCAGCAGCAACAUCAGUUUUUGGAAAUGCAGCUGCAGAUGAUGAAUGCUCAGCAAAAUACUUCGCAACUGAAACAGCAUCAAGCACAACAACCUCCACAACAGCAACAGAGAUUGUUGCAGACUUUGCAUCCUCCUCCAUCAUCGACCAGUAGUGGGGUGGCUACGAGUUCGGCAAGUACUACAAGUAUGCAGCAUAGCAGUAACAGUGCCAGAGAUGCUAUUGGGCGGCCACUACAACAACAAUCGCCACAUGUUGUGAUUGUACGUCAGCAGCAACAACAACAACAACAGCAGCAACAACAACCAAGCCCUCAAAUGCCUCCAAUACAAAAGGUAUUGCUUCAACCUCAGCAACCACAGUUGAACGCCAAGCCACAAGCUCCUAUAAUUAUGCAGCAGCAGCAACAACAACACAAAAUGUCACCAACACCUAACAUUAUCGUUCAACAGAAACAACCUAUGCCAACGUCCACCUUCAUACCGCAACAGCAACAACAACAGCCUCCUCAACAGAUCCAACCUCAGCAACAACCAGUGACACCUCAGCAAGCUAUGCCACAUCAACAACCGGCACAGCAUGUACAACCUAUACAACUCCAAAAGCAACAACCCCCACAGGCCAUGCAACACCUGCCGUUGCAGCAGCAACAACAGCAGAUGCACCCUAGACAUCAGCUGCCACCGCAGCCUCAAGCUGAACAACAACCGAAUACGGUCAAACCUACACAACAAGAAUUACCUCCAUUACAGAAGGCUCAUGCACCGCACAUGCCACAAUUACUCCAUGACGAACCCGUGGCAGUGGUCACCAAGCCAACUGCUCUAGGUAAGGAAUCAGCUCCUCCCAAGGCAAAUGAUUCCGAUCUAACAAAGACGUUGGAUAAGCCUCCAACUCCAACGGUCGUUCUUCCAUCGUCUGAUAUCAAACCAACUGAAGCCGCCAAGCCAGUUGAAGAAAAUGUUUCGGUUAUAAAGAAUCAACCUACAAAACCUGCGGCUGCUGUCUCUCCCAUGCAGAUGCAGCAGCAACAACAAAAUAAAGAAAGAUCUCUGUUGACGGAAGAAAAUGUGACUAAGAUUUCUCCACCGAAAGAGGAUGAAAUCGAACAAGAUUCCAAAGAGGACAGUGACUAUUGGUCCGCCAAGGAAUUGAACAUUGAUUCUGUGAUAAAGAAGGUUGAUGCUGCAAUUUUCUCUAACGAAGAAAAGAAAGCUCCAAAUACUGACGCAAAUCCAAAUCCAAAGCCUUCUCCUAUAAUCACUUUAGGUGUUGAGAAAGUUGAGAAGAAAGAACAGAGCAAAGCUCCCGUAGUUACUGCAGUCAACGUUGAAGAGAAACCACACAACUCUUCGGCGAACAUGGACAUCAGUGAAACUGAACGUGGAGGUGACGACACUCACGACGAUGAUGACGAUACCACUGAAGAGAGCCAAAGCGAAACUACUGACACAUCCGGCACUGGCAAGCAAUUGCGAGGAACGACAACGGCCAAGCGUGGACGUACACCGCGAGGUGGCAAGAAGUCCUCGGGUAUCGUGGCAGCCAUUUCCCCUCCAGAUUCAGGGGUGCAAACUCGUCGAGCCAAAAUACCACCAAGUACACGUGGUCGCAAAGGUCGUCCACCAACCAAAUCGCUUCCACCAAUUCAGCACCAGACGCCACAGUCAACUCUGUCCCCGGUGGUGCUAGAUAAGAAACGCAAUGCCGUCUCGGCCAGUGAUCAAGACGUUUAUGAAUUCCAUGAAGACUCGGGCGAAGAAACACAACCGAAACCGGCAACAUCGUCUGCGGUUUCUGGUGAUCGUCCUCGUCUGAUUUUAACCAUAAAAAGUCCAGGUCAACCGGCUGCAGCUGCGGUUGUGAAGUCAACUGAAAAGGAAGCUGUGGCACCGGUAGAAGCACCCAUAUCAUCGCCAUCUCAACAAUCAGUGGCAACACCGCUUCAGCGACCACAAUCGCCUUCGACACCUGAGCCAACUGAAGGUCACAUGAAAGACUCCAAGAAAGACUUUCAAACACCCAACACUCGGAAGUCUCGGCGUCUUCAAGAGAAAGAUCGCACUACAGUUGAUGACAUCAUUGAAGAUGUUGUCCGCAAUGCUCAGACAUCGCCAAAAGGUGGGCAAACACCACCGCGUAGGUCAACUCGAAUUGCCCAGCCUAAGAAGCCAGGCCAGCCAACGGAGCUGUUGAAUAAUUCUUCAACACCAAAGCUUCGAAGAUCCAAGGAUCGCUCAAAGGUUGGUGGGGGAGAAAAUUCCUCCGAAGCUGAAGAUAAGUUUGACAAACUUAAAUCUCCACCACAUACAGACGAAGAUAUUAGUGCUGAAAAAAUAUCCGAACCCGAAAAGAAGGAGUUGUCUGACAAGAUUGAGGCCGGAACAGAAACAAAAUUGGUUGCAAAUUCAACACCAACAUCCACGCCAGCGGCAACGUCAACGGCACCUACAACAACUGGUCCGAGUGUUGUUCAAACAAUCACAGAAGCCAAGACAGUAGUAUCAAAUUCUACUCUAACACCAGCAAUGAAGGAGUCGUUUUUGAUAGAUCCCGUCACUGGUCUUCUUACUCUGGUCAAUCAAGCCAAGGAGAAUCAAUCUGGUGGAAGUGCCCAGAAACAACAAUCGAUCGUGGAGAAGAAAUCCAUGCCAUCAACUCCAGCUCCUCCAUUGGUUGUACAAUCGCCAUCCGUGUCUAAAGAACCAAUUAAAGUAGUUGUUGAAUCUGAAAAGGUAACACCAUUUGCAUCAGUUGGAACUUCUGGUGCUAGUCACGUAACACCAAAGGUUGAGCCUCCUCCGCAACAACAAACAAAUCCACCAUCGCAACCGAUGAGUGUAGUUGUAAAGUCGACCAACAGUCAACAGCCUCUUGGUAAUUUACCGAUGAUGCCACUUGCUCCGCAGGUUAAUGUUGUGUCGCAAAAUCAACCACAAUUGCAACAACAACAGCAACAACAUAUUCCGAAACCACAUACAAUUGUAGUGCAACAGGUGCAACCGCCAUUGCAGCCACAAUUGACCUCUACCCGGCCUACUACUCUUAAGGCCCAUGUGCUGAAUAGUCAAAAACAUCAGCAUCAUCAACAACAGCAACCAAAACAGCACCAACAACAACAGCAUCAACAACAACAGCAACAACAACAUCAACAACAACAGCAUCAGCAACAACAACAACACCAGCAGCAACAGCAGCAACAACAACAACACCAUCAUCAACAGCAACAGCAACAACACCAUCCAGCCCAGCAAUUAAGUCAAAAUGUUGUUAAAAUGGGUCAUGCCAAUCCAGCUCAGUCACAGGCGCAUCCUAAUCAACAGCCACACAUUGUUGUGACUAACGCUAGUCAUGUGAUUCAAUCAAAUAUGGUAUCACGUCAUCUUCAACACUCAGCUGGCCUGGGAGGCUUGCAACCACAGCUACCAUCAGCGCCAACUGCAGUGUCACAUCCUAAUUUGGUAGUAAACAUUCCACCAGCUCAUUCACCGCACGGCACAGUUCAUUCGCCAAGAAUCCAACAAGGCGUUGUAAUAAAGCAAGGAGUGCCGCCCGUGUCCCAGCAGCAAUCGCAACAACAACAUUCGCAACUGCAUCCGACAUCAUUUGGUGGACCUCAACAACAGCCACCCCAGCAACAAUUCCAUCCUCAACAAAUCGUUCAUGUUGUAUCUUCGAAAGCACCAACCUCACACCAACAAUUGCAGCAGCAGCAGCAACAUCAUACGCAGCAUCAACAACAUCCACAGCAACAUCAGCCGGUGGUGAUGCACAGCAAACAAUUGCCGCAACAGCAGCAACAACAUCCACAAAAUCAGCCAUACGGUCCAUCACAAACACAACAACAGUUGGUCCAAGGUGGAAAGAUCAUCCAACAGCAAUCGACAAUACAAACCGUAGGCAAGCAGCAACAACAACACUCGGCGACUAUUCAAGUUCCGAUACCCCAUGCGCAUCUGCAUUUGCAACAACAACAACAACAACAACAUCAGCAACAGCAACAGAAGCCGCCCUUAUCGGGGGUACCUAUUGUGACGCAUCAGCAGAUUAUAAAGCAACCAGUGCCACAGCAACAGACACCUCAGCAUCAUUUGGUUCAACAACAGCAGCAGCAACAACAACAACCCCCAUCACAACAGCAUCACUUAUCAGUGAAACAACAACCUGUUCAAGCACAGCCAUUGGUCUUGACCAGUCAGGCUGUAGCCGGUGCCAGUGGCAACACCUCCACAAACACAAGCAUUAUAUCAGGCUCCCAGCAUAUAAUGGCCCAUUCACACCAAUCCUCCCACUUGCAUGCACCACCAACCGGUGCAUCUUUGCUCCAAGCCAAACCAGCACAUCAGCAGCAAGUAGUACCGCCUGCCGGUAAGGCUGUCAUUGGUCUACAAGCCCCACAAAUAAUGACAGGCGCUGUAGCAAGUCCACCGCUUAAACAAGCGCAUCUUGCCGCUCAGCAGCCAGUUGUAACUGGUGCAAGCAGUCUUAGGGCGACCGUGCCACCAAUUAGCCCACAAGGACAAUCAAGGCACUUGUUGCAACCUGGUCUGCCAGUUCCUGCUUUUGAAGCAAAUAUUCACGAAAUUGGAAAUUAUAGUUCAACUCGUUCCCAAAGUCCACCGCCUGCCCAUCAGCAGGCGACACCUAUUACAGCGGGUGAAGGGCCUUUUCCACCUGGUGCUAUGAGGGGAGUUACUCGCGAACAAAUUCUAAUGUAUCAACAUAUUUUGCGAGCUCAAGAUGCACUUGGUACAGCAAGAAUUCCAUAUAUUGCAAGAACACCUUUAUUACCUGGUGCUACUGAUCAGAAAGAUGUUGUUGAACUGGAUGAAUCAAUGGUGGCUAGUCCACCGCUUGAAUUGCGCCGACCAGGAAGUGUACCGAGAACUGUUGCAGUACCGCAUAGUUUGCAGAGUCCUCAGGAUAGAGCAACAGAUUCACCACAAGUUGCUCAAGUGUACGUUCACAACACCCGUAUUCCACAUCCUCACUUUCCAGAAGUUCCGGGACGCUAUUACGAACCAGUUCGUCAAUUGCCAGCCGAACCGCCACCAGCUCAUAGACCAUCGCACAGUGUUGUUGCUCCAACUUCAUCUGGAUUUGUUGCACAAGCUGCUGGCCCAGCAAAUCAUUCGCACUUGCAUCCCAAGAUAUUCGAUCGUGAACGCGAGCGUGAACGUGAACGAGAUCGCGAACAAAGAGAACGUGAACAACGCGAACGUGAACUCAGAGAUCAACGUGAUCCUCGUGAUUUAAGAGAAAAAGAAAGAAUAUCAAUUCCAGGAGGUCAUACAAGUAUGCCAAGUCAUGACAGUUUGGUGCCAGCCUUGCCAACACCAACUGGUAGAAGCCUUCAAGUUGCUACCCCACCACAUGCAAGUCAAGUACCACCACCGCAACCUGACUCAUUGUUGACGCUUCUUCAGCGAUACCCAGUCAUGUGGCAAGGUCUGUUGGCUCUGAAGACCGAUCAAGCUGCCGUACAGAUGCAUUUCGUUUUUGGAAACCCCUUGGUGGCGAGGGCAUCGUUGCCGUGCAAUAGUGAUGGCAGUACACCACCGUUACGUAUCGCCCAGCGAAUGCGAUUGGAACAAACUCAAUUAGAAGGAGUUGCUAAGAAAAUGCAGUACGAAAACGAACAUUGUAUGCUGCUGGCUCUUCCAUGUGGUCGCGAUCAUGCCGACGUCCUGCAGCAGUCGCGUAAUCUUCAAACCGGAUUUAUCACAUACCUCCAGCAAAAGAUGGCGGCUGGAAUUGUUAACAUACCCAUGCCAGGUAGUGAGCAAGCCGCCUACGUAGUUCACAUAUUCCCAUCAUGUGACUUUGCCAACGAAAAUCUUGAACGUGCGGCACCUGAUCUUAAAAAUCGCGUCGCUGAAAUCGCUCAUCUACUUAUCGUUAUAGCAACUGUGUAAAUCGAAGAAUCGAACUUCGCAAAAUCGCACAAAACUCAGCCAGGUAAACAUUGAAAAAAAACCAAACAAAAGCAAACUUUACUCAAAAACUAGUGAAAGACUAGAUUUUCGAGAACCUACUACGACUAUAUUAAUACUGCAAAAACAAACAGUUAAAUUAAUCACGGCCCAAUAUAAUAUACACAUCUAUUUAACAAAUAAUGCUUUAUACGUGUAUAUAUAUUUAUUUAACAACAAAUAAAAUAAAUUAAACAAUGAUGCACAUCAACACCAAAAAAAAAAAACAAAACAAAUUACUAGACUUAGACGAAUAAAACUAAAAAACUAAAACUAAAUGAAAUAUUCUGAAUAUAACCAGUAGAAAAAACAAAAACAAGCAAAAGAAGAAGAAGAAGAACUUUGUAUUUAAGUUUAAAAUAAAAUUAUGUAAUAAUAAAAACACACAAGAGGAUUAUAAUAAAUAAAUUAAAUAACAACAAAAUGUAUAAAUAGGUUAAAAAUUAAAAAAAAAAACAACAAAAAGAAAAUAGUUAGCUAUACAUAAAAUAUUAAACAAAUAAAAUUGUAAAAAAAUAUAACAACACACAAUUAUGAAAAAGUGUAUUAAAUUUAAAUUUAAAAAUAAAAAACAAACAAAAUCUUUUGUAAAAUUGAACGAAAAGAAAAACAACAAACAAAAAAGAGAAACAUAAAAAAGAAAACAUGCUUAUUUGGAUACAAAACAAAAGUGAAGAUAUAAUUUAAUUUUUUAUAUAUAUAUAUAUUUAAAUGUUUUUAUUUCUUAUUUUAAAUAGGUUAAACAUUAUAAAUACACAAAACAAAAAACAAACGAUAAAAUAAUAUUUUUUUAUUUGAUCUCAAUAUUUGAAUAUGUAUAUAUGUUAUCUACUAUUCCUCUUUUUCUCCCCGCCCUUAACUUAUAUAGAAAACAAAAAAAAAACUAAAAACAAAAUAAGCAAAUGUAUAUGUUCUUUUUUUAUAAUAAUUAUAAUAAUUUUCUUUUUUUUAAGUUUGAAACUAUUUAAUUUUUUUACUGUAAACAUUUAACAAAAAAAAAAAAUGUGAAUAAAAAACACAAAAAUGACAAAAAUGUGUGUGUGUGUGUAAAUAUGAUGAUGUUUUUUUUCUGUUGAAAAAAAAAAAAUAAUUUGUUGUUCUUUUUGUUUCAAAAAAAAAUAUAAACAAAACAAAAUUAUGUUUUUUCUGUUGUAAAGGAAAAAGAAGAACAAAAUUUAUUUAGUUGUUGAAGUUCAAAUAACAAAAUUUGUAAUAUUCUUGCUCUACCCUUGCUUUUUUUUUUAAAAAACUAAACCAUUUUAAAUGUGAGUAUUGGUUCAAGACCCGUAUUUUCAAAAGGAUUAAAUAGUUUUCCGCAUAUUUUAACUUGUUUAGGCCAAUUUUGAUAAAACAUUAACAAUCGCUUCACAAACUUUACGUUUUCUUCUUGAUAACAAAGUGUCAAAGAAUUUUUAGAAGAAUGUUUGUCUCUUAAAAAUAUACCAUUUUUUGUAUUGCUACAUUUUAGGUUCAAUUGAUUUUAAUUUUUAAAGUACAUAAUUCGUCAAUGUCCAUAGUCAUUCAACAAAUUUUUAAAAAAGUAGGAAAACUUUCUUUUUGUCUUUAUGUGAUUCAGAAAUGAAAUGCAUUAAUUAAAAAAAUUCAUGGUCAAAGAGAAAGAGAGAAAUUACUACAGAUUACCUUUUGAUCGCAUCCGAAAGUAAGAUAUAAAUAUAGAUAAGAUAAACUAAACGGCCAGAUAACAUUAAUCAAUCGAUCGAGUCUUCUUAUGAAAUCUGAGCCCAAGAUAAAAUAUUGGGUCAUUCCUAAAUUGCAAGGCAUACUUUUGACAUAAUUGGGUCAUUCGUGAAUCUCCCUGGAAAUUUGAUUUCCCCUGGAAUUUUUUGUUCCCUCGGAAUUGUUUCCUUAAUCGGGAAUUUUUCUGGGGAUAAUAAAUUUUCCUCGAUCAAAAAUUCUAUGCAAUUAGAUCACAGCUGUAUUACCCGAUAGCAAGUAAUUUCGAGGGAAACUUUUAAGCAUUAUUUAUGUUCUCGAUUUUCGAGUAGAGGAAAUAUUCCGAGGGAUAUUUUUAUUUAUGAUAGCCCCCAAUAAAAUCUACCAAUUGUUCAUAAACUGAUGUCGUUACUUUAA